Messenger RNA from Anguilla rostrata (American eel), 9243 nucleotides. RefSeq names its product inositol 1,4,5-trisphosphate receptor, type 2 (gene itpr2). NCBI's taxonomy places the organism in Eukaryota, Metazoa, Chordata, Actinopteri, Anguilliformes, Anguillidae. Gene Ontology annotation, cellular component: membrane; endoplasmic reticulum. Gene Ontology annotation, molecular function: inositol 1,4,5-trisphosphate-gated calcium channel activity; inositol 1,4,5 trisphosphate binding. Gene Ontology annotation, biological process: calcium ion transmembrane transport. The record is from RefSeq and is a predicted model, not a curated record. The transcript has 56 exons. Bases 621 to 8855 code for a protein of 2744 amino acids.
AUUUAACCAGUUCGACAACCGUUACGCGCAGAACAGCAAAAGUCUGGAUGCAAACUUCUAAAAUGUUUGUGUUCACAUUUCGUUUACAUUCUAUAAAUUGUAUAUAGUUCUUUUUGAUUUUUUUGCUGCUUGAAGCAGUGGUAUGUUGGAAAACCUUUGAUAGGCUAAUUUAUUAACCAUUUACCGAAGUACGCGUAGCUUGCCCCGGCAGUCUCGUGCAACUUCCUUCACUACAGGCGAAGGCUCAUUUAACCCGGGCGAGGCUGUCUCCUCCCAGCGCGUGAAUGAAGUGCCGAAUCUUGAGCGUCUGUUCGAGGCUCAGGAAGGAGUUGGACACAUGAAUUGAAACGAUAUACUGCAGACGCUAAUCGAAGGCUGCGGUCCUCUCUCGGUGACGCCAUCGUUUUUUUCUCCCCCAGCGCGGCACCUAGGCUACUAAACAUGCUUUUCCGUUUCGGAGGUCGACUUUUCUGAACUUGAGGGAGGAACCCGAAGCGCAGGAAAUAUCGAAGACACGCUGCAACGAUUCUGUGCGGUCAGCUUUGCCAAGCUGCAUACUUCACCCAGAGUUUAUGUGUCUCUCUAGCCUGGGAGUCAAACUGGAGAAAAUCUGACAAAACAUGUCUGAUCACAGAUCCAGUUUUCUUCACAUCGGUGACAUAGUUUCCCUCUAUGCGGAAGGAACGGUGAAUGGCUUCAUUAGCACUUUGGGGUUGGUGGACGACCGCUGCGUGGUGCAGCCGGACGCCGGGGACCUGGCCAACCCUCCCAAAAAGUUCAGAGACUGCCUGUUCAAGGUCUGCCCUAUGAACAGAUACUCUGCACAGAAGCAGUUCUGGAAGGCUAAGCAAGGAAAACAGGGCAACAACACCGAGGAAGACCUGCUGAAGAAGCUACAGCAUGCAGCAAAACUGGAGCAGAAGCAGAAUGAUACAGAGAACAAGAAACUGCUGGGAGAAGUGGUCAAAUACAGCAACGUCAUUCAGUUGCUUCACAUCAAGAGCAACAAGUUCCUGACGGUGAACAAGCGGCUCCCGGCGCUGCUGGAGAAGAACGCCAUGCGCGUGUCCCUGGACGCGGCCGGGAACGAGGGCUCCUGGUUCUACAUCCAGCCCUUCUGGAAGCUGCGCAGCGAGGGGGACAAUGUGGUGGUCGGGGACAAGGUGGUGCUGAUGCCUGUGAACGCCGGGCAGCCGCUCCACGCCAGCAACAUCGAGCUGCUGGACAACGCCGGAUGCAAGGAGGUCAAUGCGGUGAACUGCAACACCAGCUGGAAAGUCGCUCUCUUCAUGAAGUUCAGUGACUACAAGGAGGACAUCUUAAAGGGGGGCGAUGUGGUCCGGUUGUUCCACGCCGAGCAGGAGAAGUUCCUGACCUGCGACGAGUACAAGCAGCAGCAGCACAUCUUCCUCCGGACCACCCUGCGCCAGUCCGCCACCUCCGCCACCAGCUCCAAAGCACUCUGGGAAAUAGAGGUGGUGCACUAUGACCCCUGUAGGGGAGGGGCCGGCCAGUGGAACAGCCUCUUCCGCUUCAAGCACCUCGCCACAGGGAACUACCUGGCAGCUGAGGUGAACCCAGACUUCCGAGCUGAAGGCAGUGGGGACACAAAAGUUGGAGAGACGGCCCCCCCCGCCCAGGCAGACGGAGGCUCGGUGGCCCCCAAGAAGAAGCGGCAGGCCCCGGAGAAGAUCGCCUACACCUUGGUCUCCGUUCCCCACGGCAGCGACAUCGCGUCCCUGUUCGAGCUGGACGCCACCACCCUGCAGAGGGCCGACUGCCUGGUGCCCAGGAACUCCUACGUGCGACUGCGCCACCUCUGCACCAACACCUGGGUGACCAGCACCAACAUCCCCAUCGAUGCCGAGGAGGAGAGGCCCGUCAUGCUCAAGAUCGGGACGUGUCCCACCAAGGAGGACAAGGAGGCUUUCGCCAUCGUCUCCGUGCCGCUGUCGGAGGUGCGGGACCUGGACUUCGCCAACGACGCCAACAAGGUGCUGGAGUCCACCGUGCGGAAGCUGCAGAACGGCAACAUCGCUCAGAACGAGCGCAGAUUCGUCACCAAGCUCCUGGAGGACCUGAUCUUCUUCGUGUCGGACGUCCCGAACAACGGGCAGGAGGUCCUGUCCGUGGUCAUCAGCAAACCCAACCGGGAGAGGCAGAAGCUCAUGCGGGAGCAGAACAUUCUGGCCCAGAUUUUUGGGAUCCUGAAAGCCCCGUUCACCGACCUGGGCGAGGGUCCCAUGCUGAAGCUGGAGGAUUUGGGGGACCAGCGCUACGCCCCCUUCAAGUACCUGCUCCGGCUGUGCUACAGAGUCCUGCGCCACUCCCAGCAGGACUACAGGAAGAACCAGGAGUACAUCGCCAAGAAGUUCUCCAUCAUGCAGUCCCAGAUCGGGUACGAGAUCCUGGCGGAGGACACCAUCACCGCGCUGCUGCACAACAACCGGAAGCUUCUGGAGAAGCACAUCACCGCCCGGGAGAUCGAGACCUUCAUCAGCCUGCUGCGCCGCAACCGCGAGCCCAGGUUCCUGGACUAUCUGUCAGACCUGUGCGUGUCCAAUCUGACGGCCAUCCCCAUUACCCAGGAGCUCAUCUGCAAGUUCAUGCUGAACCCCAUCAACGCGGACAUCCUCAUCCAGACCAAGCUGAUUCCCCUCACAGAGAACGCUCUGGAAACGUCGCUGCUGCACGACGAAGCGGAGGAGGAAGAGGUGUGGCUUUACUGGAUCGACAGCAACAAGGAGCCCCACGGGAAGUCCAUCCGCCACCUGGCCCAGGACGCCAAGGGCAACCACAAGCUGGACGUGGACAUAAUCACCUACUACAGGUACCAGCUGAACCUGUUUGCACGGAUGUGCCUGGACCGGCAGUACCUGGCCAUAAACCAGGUGUCGGGCCAGCUGCCCGUGGAGCUGAUCCUGCGCUGCAUGUUCGACGACUGCCUGCCGUACAACCUGCGCGCCUCCUUCUGCCGCCUCAUGCUGCACAUGCACGUGGACCGCGACCCCCAGGAGGCCGUGGUGCCCUGCCGCUACGCCCGCCUGUGGACCGAGAUCCCGUCCAAAAUCUCCAUCCACGAGUACCACUACGAGUGCACGGACUCCACGCGCGACACCAUGAAAGAUAAGUUUGCCCCCACGAUGGAGUUUGUGGAAGAGUACCUCAAAGACGUCGUCAGUCAGCCUUUCCCCUUCGGAGACAAGGACAAGAACGAGCUCACCCUGGAGGUGGUUCGCUUGGCGCGUAACCUGGUCUACUUUGGGUUCUACAGCUUCAGCGAGCUGCUGCGGCUCACGCGCACCCUGCUGGCCAUCCUGGACAUCGUGCAGCACAUGCCCAACUUCAUGGACAAGAUCAGCAAGGGCCCCGAGUCGGGGAACAACGUGAUGCGCACCAUCCACGGCGUGGGGGAGAUGAUGAGCCAGAUGGUGCUGAGCCGGGGCUCGGUGCUGCCCCACCUCCUGCCCGAGGGCCAGCCGACCCCGCGCCACGCCAAGGCCCCCGGCCCCCCCGACUGCGAGGACGUCACCGUCAUGAACACCAAGCUCAAGAUCAUCGAGAUCCUGCAGUUCAUUCACAGCGUGAGGCUGGACUACAGGAUCACCUACCUGCUGUCCAUCUACAAGAAGGAGUUUGGAGACAGCACCCUCUCUGACAGCUCGCUGUCCGUCAAUGACAUUUCGGGGCAGUCAGCUCCCGAUCCUGAUAUAGAUUUGAUUGCAGCCCAAGCUGAGACCAUGUUCGCUGGAAGACCUUCUACAGCAGGUUGGCUGUACCAGACACCAACGUUACACAAGGGGGGUCCUCCAGGACCGAGUUUGAGGGAGCAGUCCUCCGACGGAGGCCAGGUUGGCGCGAUGAGCGUAGCGCUGUGGCCUGAUGCCGCUGCGUCUCGCCCGCCGCAGGUCCAGCUGCUGGUGUCGGAGCAGGACGUGGAGAACUACAAGCAGAUCAAGACCGACCUGGACCAGCUGCGGCUGACGGUGGAGAAGUCGGAGCUCUGGGUGGAGAAGAGCGGCGGCUACGGCAGCGUGGAGCUGGGGGACAGCCAGGGCAAGGAGCAGAACGCCGAGGAAACCGGGAUCCUGAGUCCAGUGCAGGACGGGAACAUCAAGCCUCAGAUCGACAGCGACAAAGCGAACAACUACAACAUCGUCAAGGAGAUCCUGCUGCGGCUCAGCAAGCUGUGCUAUCCCAGUAAGAAGAGCCGGGUGCAGCAGCAGAGGCUCCUGAAGAACAUGGGGGCCCACACUGUGGUGCUGGACCUGCUGCAGAUCCCCUAUGAGAAGACUGACCAGAAGAUGAAUGAGAUCAUGAACCUGGCUCACGGCUUCCUGCAGAGCUUCUGUAGAGGAAACCCCCAGAACCAAGUUCUCCUCCACAAACACCUCAACCUCUUCCUCACACCAGGGCUCCUGGAGGCCGAGACCAUGCGCUACAUCUUCAUGAACAACUACCACCUGUGCAACGAGAUCAGCGACCGCGUGGUGCACCACUUCGCGCACUGCAUCGAGACGCACGGCCGCCACGUGCAGUACCUGCGCUUCCUGCAGACCGUGGUCAAGGCCGACGGCAAGUACGUGAAGAAGUGCCAGGACAAGGUCAUGACCGAGCUGGUGACCGCGGGCGAGGAGGUGCUGGUCUUCUACAACGACCGGGCCUCCUUCCCGCUGCUCCUGCAGAUGAUGAGCUCGGAGCGGGAGCGGGCCGACGCCAACGGCCCGCUGGCCUACCACAACACGCUGGUGGAGCUGCUCGCCGCCUGCACCGAGGGCAAGAACGUCUACACCGAGCUCAAGUGCAACUCGCUGCUGCCCCUCGACGACAUCGUCAAGGUGGUCACCCACGACGACUGCAUACCCGAGGUGAAGACCGCGUACGUCAACUUCGUGAACCACUGCUACGUGGACACGGAGGUGGAGAUGAAGGAGAUCUACACCAGCAACCACAUCUGGAAGCUCUUUGAGAACUUCCUCAUGGACAUGUCCCGGGUGUGCAACAGCACGACGGACAGGAAGCACGCGGACACCGCGCUGGAGAGAUACGUGACGGAGACCGUCAUGGCCAUCGUCAAAGGGUUCUUCAGCUCCCAGUUCUCGGUCAGCAACUCCACCAGUCUGCAGACCCACCAGCCCAUCUUCAUCCAGCUUCUGCAGUCUGCCUUCAGGAUCUACAACUGCACCUGGAUUACUUCGCCUCAGAAAUCCAACAUCGAGGGCUGCAUCAAGACGCUUGCGGAUGUGGCGAAGAACCGGGCCAUGGCCGUGCCGGUGGACCUGGACAGCCAGGUGAACACGCUGUCCCUGAAGACGCACACCAACAUGGUGCAGCGGGCGGCCAAGGGCUGGCGCAUGACCGCGCGGGCCGGGCCCCGCAAGGAGCCGCUGGGGGCCCCCGACUACAAGAGCAUCAUCGAGAAACAGCAGGGUGUAGUUUCCUGUCUGGAGGAGCAGUUCCAUCCCAAAGUGCAGGCCGAGUUCUCGGUGCUGGUGGACGUCCUGCACAGCCCGGAGCUCCUGUUCCCCGAGGCGGCCCGCUUCCGCUGUGAGAGCGGAGCCUUCAUGUCCAAGCUGAUCAAACACACCAAGAAGCUGAUGGACAAGGAGGAGAAGCUGUGCAUCAAGGUCCUGCAGACGCUGUGCAAGAUGCUGGACAAGAAGGAGACCUUCGAGGAGCCGGGGAACGGUUUAAGGAAGAUCCUCCUCGCGCGAUACUUCAGAAGCCCCCCCAAAUCCGACGGGAACAGCGCCUCCGGAGGAUACUCCAAACCUUCGGGAGGAGGGGGCUCCCCGGGGCCGGAUACGGACCGGUGCGGGCCCUGCACGGCGGACAUCCAGUGCCUGCUGGACAGCGUCGGCGCCUCGGAGCUGGUGGUGGACCUCAUCGUCAGCACCAAGAACGACCGGGUGUUCGAGGAGAGCAUCCUCCUGGGCAUCAGCCUCCUGAAGGGAGGGAACCGGCAGAUCCAGAAUUCCUUUUACCACCAGCUUCAUGACCAGAAGAAGUCGGAGAAGUUCUUCAAGGUUUUCUAUGACCGCAUGAAGCUGGCCCAGCAGGAGAUCCGCUCCACCGUGUCCGUCAACAUGUUCGAGGUGACCUGCAGGAAGAGGGACGAAGACGGGGAGACCACCACCACCCGCUACAAGAAACCAGGGCGAGACUCCGGCCUGCACCUGAAGCAGGACAUGAAGGGCCAGCUCAGGGAGGCCUCUUCCGCCACUUCCAAGGCCUACUCCACCUUCCGCAAGGAGAUCGACCCGGACCUGGACAUGAUUGGCCCCGGUGGAGAGGGGGGCGGGCCGGAGGAGUCGCGAGAGGAAGCCCUGAUGAGUCCGGCCAUCUCCAUAAUGAAGCCCAUCCUGCGCUACCUGCAGCUGCUCUGCGAGAACCACAACCGGGACCUGCAGAAUUUUCUACGGAACCAGAACAACAAGACCAAUUACAACCUAGUGUGUGAGACCCUGCAGUUCCUGGACUGCAUCUGCGGCAGCACCACUGGUGGGCUGGGCCUUCUGGGGCUCUACAUUAACGAGAGGAACGUGGACCUGGUCAAGCAAACCCUCGAGACCAUUACCGAGUACUGCCAAGGACCCUGCCAUGAGAACCAGACCUGCAUCGCCAAGCACGAGUCCAACGGCAUCGACAUCAUCAUCGCCCUCAUCGUGAACCCCAUCAACCCCCUCGGGACGCACCGCAUGGACCUGGUGCUGGUGCUGAAGAACAACGCCUCCAAGCUGCUCCUGGCCAUCAUGGAGAGCCGGCACGACAGCGAGAACGCCGAGAAGAUCCUGUACAAGAUGAGGCCCAACGAGCUGGUGGACGUGAUGAAGGAGGCGUACAACCAGGGCCUGGAGAGCGAGGGGGAGGUCGCAGGAGACGACAUCACGCCCAAAGACGUGGGUCACAACAUCUACAUCCUGGCUCACCAGGUACGCCCCGCCCCGCCCCUUCCUGGGUCACCAGGUAUGCCCCGCCUCAUUCUGGGUCACCAGGUACUCUCCGCCCCACCCUGGGUCACCAGGUACGGCCCGUCCCAUCCUGGGUCACCAGGUACGGCCCGUCCCAUCCUGGGUCACCAGGUACUCUCCGCACCGUCCUGGGUCAGUAGGUACGCUCCGCCCCAUCCUUACUCACCAGGUACGCCCCGCCCCAUCCUGGCUCACCAGGUACGCCCCGCCCCGCCCCAUCCUGGCUCACCAGGUACGCCCCGCCCCAUCCGGGCUCACCAGAGGCAGUGCCGCUCGGCCCCGCAGAUCGUCCGUCGCGACCGCACGAUGGAGAAGAUCGUCUUCCCCGUGCCCAACAUCUGCGAGUACCUGACGCACGAGUCCAAGGUGCGCGUCUUCACCAGCACCGAGCGCGACGAGCAGGGCAGCAAGGUCAACGACUUCUUCCAGCAGUUCGAGGACCUCUACAGCGAGAUGAGGUGGCAGAAGAACAUUCAAAACAACCCGGCUCUCUUCUGGUUCUCCCGGCACAUCUCCCUGUGGGGCAGCAUCUCCUUCAACCUGGCGGUGCUGGUCAACCUGGCGGUGGCGCUCUUCUACCCGUUCGGGGACGACGGCGACGAAGGCACCCUACCUCACCUUGUGUCCAUCCUGCUGUGGGUCGCCGUGGCGAUGUGCUCCACCAUGCUGUUGGUUCUUCGCAAGCCGGCGGGAAUCCGGCCCUUCCUGGUGUCCGUCAUCCUGCGCUCCAUCUACACCCUGGGCCUGGCGUUCACUCUGGUGCUGCUGGGAGCAGCCAAUCUGCUGAACAAGAUGGUGUUUCUGGUGAGCUUCGUGGGGAACCGGGGCACGUUCACGCGCGGCUACAAGGCCGUGGUCAUGGACAUGGCCUUCCUCUACCACGUCAUCUACGUCAUCGUCUGCAUGCUGGGCCUCUUCCUCCACGAGUUCUUCUACAGCUUCCUGCUCCUUGACCUGGUUUACAGAGAGGAGACGCUCCUGAACGUGAUCAAGAGCGUGACGCGGAACGGGCGCUCCAUCAUCCUCACGGCCGUGCUGGCGCUCAUCCUGGUCUACCUCUUCUCCAUCGUGGGCUUCCUCUUCCUCAAGGACGACUUCCGCAUGGAGGUGGACCGGCUGCACUUCCCAGGAGGCCUGAAUCCACCGUGUUCAAAAGAGUUCUGCGAAGACUCCAUACACCUACCUGGCGCAGAGGAGAGCGACGGGACGGAGCCCGUGUGCGAGACCCUGCUCAUGUGCAUCGUGACGGUGCUCAACCAGGGCCUGCGCAACGGCGGCGGCGUCGGGGACGUGCUCCGGAAGCCGUCCAAAGACGAGCCGCUCUUCGCUGCCCGUGUGGUGUACGACCUGCUGUUCUUCUUCAUCGUCAUCAUCAUCGUGCUGAACCUGAUCUUCGGGGUGAUCAUCGACACCUUCGCCGACCUGAGGAGCGAGAAGCAGCGAAAGGAGGAGAUCCUGAGGACCACCUGCUUCAUCUGCGGACUGGAGAGAGACAAGUUUGACAACAAGACGGUGUCCUUCGAGGAGCACAUCAAGUCCGAGCACAACAUGUGGCACUACCUGUACUUCCGGGUCCUGGUGAGGGUGAAGGACCCCACCGAAUACACCGGGCCCGAGAGCUACGUCGCCCAGAUGAUCGAGGAGAAGAACCUGGACUGGUUCCCGCGCAUGCGCGCCAUGUCGCUGGUGAGCAGCGAGGGCGACGGCGAGCAGAACGAGAUCCGCUCGCUGCAGGAGCGGCUGGACGGCACGCUCUCGCUGGUGUCCCUCCUUUCCGCCCAGCUGGCCGAGCUCAAGGAGCAGAUGACGGAACAGAGGAAGAACAAGCAGAGGAUGGGCUUUCUGGGCCCUCCGCAGGUCAACCAUCACAUUUCUGCCCACUGAAGUGCCCCCCCCGCACCCCCCACCCGCCCAGCCACCCCGCCCCCCCAGCCAGGGGAGGCCGUCACCUGGGCAACCGUCCCGGGGGCUUGGACCAGCCGGAAACCAGUCGGGUGAAAGCGGAAUGGAACGGGCGUGGCAGACAGUCCGGAAAGUGCCAAUCAGACUGGGGUUUGGGCGGGACAGGGGCGGGGCGGGGCGGGGUAAGCGGGUGGGAUGCAUGGAGUCAGGAGCCAGCCUCUUUCGGUUUGGUGCUCGCCUUGAAGCCGCUUUUAGUCGCGGCGGGAAGUGAGCCGCGCAAGCUCAGGCGUCGCGGCGCCUGCCGACAGUGGCGGCACGCCACCUUCCUUCGGCCUGGAAGGCUAACGCGUUCCACGUCAAACGACCCCUU